AUGGCGAGUGUGGAUUCUCUAAAUGAAUGUCCGGUUUCCAAAAAAAUUAAAUUAGAUACUAAAGAUGUAAAUCUAGUUAAAAGUAUACAUGACGACCUUUCUAGUCUAUCUGGGUUUAACGUGAAAGGUAUUUUGACGAAUAAUACUAAUAGAAAAACAGUUUGUCUCCGAGGAACAUUUGACUCCAAAGAAGGAGAAGCUGUAGUAAUUUUAGAAAAGACUGCAUUUGCAGAAGAGGAUUUAAAAGCGAAUAAAGAUUAUUUUACUGAGCAAAAUAAUUUACAGAAAAUAUUUCAAAACGACAUAUACGGAGAUUAUAAAUAUUUUCCAAGCAAACAAUUAAGUGUGAUAAAAACUACUGUUAUACAUCCAGCAACUGAAAAACAUAUUGUCAAAUUUUCUGCUCAGAAAUGUUACAUGGUUGAUGAAACGCCAGAAAUAUAUAAAGAAAUAGUUUUACCCCAUUUAGCUGGUGAGCAGCUUCAUUUGCAGUGGGUGUACAAUAUUUUGGAACACAAAUCUGAAGUCGAAAGGAUACAUUUUGAAGAUGCAGACCCCAUUAAUGGAUUCAUUAUGGUUCCUGAUCUUAAAUGGAAUGGAGAAAUAGAUUCAUUGUAUUUAUUAGCAAUUAUCAACAGACGUGAUAUUAAAUCUAUCAGAGACCUAACAGAUGAACAUCUACCCUUGUUGAAGAAUAUUAAAGAAAAAGGGGCUGAAGCCAUUAAAGCCAAAUACUCCUUAGAUAUAUCUCGUUUAAGGAUAUAUCUCCACUACCAACCAUCGUUUUACCAUCUUCAUGUACAUUUCUGUUAUUUACAACAUGAAGCUCCUGGAAUUUUAACAGAAAAAGCGCAUCUACUCUCUAACAUUAUUAGUAAUAUUGAAUUAGUUCCAGAUUACUACCAAAAAAUAACUAUUCCUUUUGUAGUUCGUGAAAAUGAAAAACUAUUUGCAAAAUUAAAAACAAAAGGUGUUUUGGAAAACUGUUAA
This is a messenger RNA of Psylliodes chrysocephalus, 990 nucleotides long. Lineage: Eukaryota; Metazoa; Arthropoda; Insecta; Coleoptera; Chrysomelidae. The record is from the annotation of a GenBank genome assembly.